GCUAAGUCCAGGCUCCGGAGGCGGGCCCAGAGGCUGGCGCUUUUGCCGACGUCUUUGAGCGCGCCGGAAGUGCCUGCUAGGAGCGGGGCGACGAGCCGACGACUACAUUUACGGGCUCUCCCGGCGGCCCAGAGUCGUGGCUUACAGAAGAGAUGAAAUGUGGUCUGAGGGACGAUAUGACUAUGAAAGACUUCCAAGAGAACGAGUACCUCCUCGAAGUCACCCCAGUGAUGGCUACCAUAGAGUAGUUAAUAUUGUGCCAAAGAAACCACCACUGCUAGACAGACCUGGUGAAGGAAACUACAAUAGAUAUUACAGUCAUGUUGAUUACCGAGACUAUGACGAGGGCCGCAGUUUUUCUCAUGAUCGAAGAAGUGGUCCACCUCACAGAGGAGAUGAAUCUGGCUAUAGGUGGACAAGAGAUGAUCAUUCUGCAAGUCGACAGCCUGAGUACAGGGACAUGAGAGAUGGCUUUAGAAGAAAAAGUUUCUAUUCUUCCCAUUACGCGAGAGACCGGUCUCCUCAUAAAAGAGACACUCCUUUUUUCAGAGAAUCGCCUGUAGGUCGAAAGGAUUCUCCACACAGCAGGUCUGGCUCCAGUGUCAGUAGUAGAAGCUACUCUCCAGAAAGAAGCAAAACGUACUCUUUCCAUCAAUCUCAACAUAGAAAGUCCAUCCGUGCUGGUGCCUCCUACAAACGGCAGAAUGAAGGCAAUCCAGGAAGAGGUAAAGAGAGACCUGUUCCGCCUUUGAAAACAUCAAGAGACACUUCACCCUCAAGUUCUUCAGCAGUUCCUUCAUCAAAGGUGUUAGACAAACCCAGUAGGCUAACUGAAAAGGAACUUGCUGAGGCUGCAAGCAAGUGGGCUGCUGAGAAGCUAGAGAAGGCAGAUGACAGUAACUUACCUGAAAUUGAGUAUGAGGCGGGAUCUACAGCACCGUUGUUUAUUGACCAGCCAGAGGAACCUGAGUCAAAUGCAACAGAUGGCAUAGAAUUAUUUGAAGACAGUCAGCUAACCAGCCGCUCUAAAGCAAUAGCAUCAAAAACCAAAGAGAUUGAACAGGUUUACCGACAAGACUGUGAAACUUUCGGGAUGGUUGUGAAAAUGCUGAUUGAAAAAGAUCCUUCAUUAGAAAAGUCUAUACAGUUUGCAUUGAGACAGAAUUUACAUGAAAUAGGUGAGCGGUGUGUUGAAGAACUCAAGCAUUUCAUUGCAGAGUAUGAUACCUCUAGUCAGGAUUUUGGAGAGCCUUUUUAGCAAAUUACUUGCUCAGGCAACAAAAAUGUUUCUAGGGUUUUGGUUUUUUUUCUUUUCCUGGAUUGUAUAAAUCCUUAAUAUAUGGAAUUUUUGUGAUGAAGAGAAAUACUUUAUGAUAGUCGACCACAUUUCCAAUGUCAAGUAUACAUCUAAAAUAGUCUAAGAUAUUUUAAUUAGAAUUUUUAAAAUCUACAUGUAGAGUCUCCUAAUCCAUACUUAUCUUUUCCCCCUAAAAUGAUGGGUCAGUUAGUUUUUCAAGCUUUGAAAAAGCAGUCCUAGAGAAGAGCUUAUGUUCUGUUCUCUUCUGUAGUAUGCGAUCAUUUGUUUUGGUCACACUAGUGUAAUUUAUUAGGUUAGGGAUCAUUCCACUUAAAACAUUUGUAGUCUUUUUGCAUUUCAUAGUCAGUGAUACCAUGUGAAAAUGUUAGAAUUUUGAGUUGUGAUUUUAUUGACUUGUUGCUUGCUUAUUUUAGGCUUUGUAACUUUUAAUAUGUUCAAGUAUACUGUCCAAAUAAACUGAAUACUUUAGUGUCUUACAGAAUAUUUGCUUUGAGAUUAAUUCUCAUUGUGAUAAAAUAGAGCACUUAAAUCUCAAAAAGACCUCAUAAUAAAAUCCUAUUUUCUGAGUAAAUGAACUCAAUGUUCUCUAUUAAAAUAAUCCUGAAACUCCUGACCAUUCUCACAGAUAUGUGAGUCUUAAAUAAUAUCAUAUAUAAGAGUAAGAGAAGUGGCAAUUUGAAAUGAAAGAUGAGAGCUCUUUUCAAGUUGAGAUUUCUUUAGAAACUUCUCAUUGAAAGAGAAAAGCUCAGAAUAUGAGGGAGUAGUGGAGUUUCAUUUUUUCCCAGGCCCAUAUUUUUCAUCUCAAGAAAGAAGGUCAUUGAUAGUAUAUCCAUAAUCAAACCAGUUACAGGUUAUGCCUUUGUUAAUCUCUGUAGUCUUAACAAGAUCUUUGUUCUGAUGCCCUUUUUAGGGGUCCUCAAAAGUGUUCUUUAAAGAAACAAAGCAGAAUAGGCAGUAAGCCCAGCACAACUACCCCUCACCAAGCCGUCUAUGUAAACAGUUCUCCAUGAGGGAGCCGUCCAAAUCACGAGUUAGUUAAAAAUCUAACUGGGACCAUUAGGAUAUUCCACUCAUUUCCUGAUUGCUUCCAGCUGGCCAGUGGCAUUUAGCUAAAAUAUGUAUUUCUAUGGCAUUAGGAAACCUUAAAAAUCAUGCUUAUUUUUACUACCCAGUUUCAUUAUCCCCCCAUCCUCUUUCCAUUUCCAUUGUCUUCUCACUCUCAGUUCUGGUGGUAUCUUUAGUGGCCUAUAUUGAUAAUAUCUAAAGAGCUAUCCCAGAAGAGAGAAAAAUUAUAUUAAACAGCAGUACAUUUGGUGAAUCCUAUAUGUAUUAUGCCAUUCCACAAAUGUAAAAACUACUUGAACACAAUUAUUUUCUUAACUUCCCUAUAUGAGACUGCCUUGAACUCUUAUUUUUGCCAUUUAGAUAUUGUACAUAAGCUAAAACUAAACUAAACCCCACAUGUCAUCUCUGGUAGUCUAAUUCCCUAAUUAUGAACAGUGAUUUUGUUACCCACUUUAGAAAGACUAAGAAAGUACUGAUAUUGUUUCUUCCCCUACCCCCUUGUUUUUCUUUUCCUUAAAUAUUCUGAUUCCAGGAUUCAAUUCCUUUAGUCAAGAUGUUACAAGUUUAAAAAAAUAAAGUUAAGACACUACCACCAAGGCAAAGGAUUUGUUCAUUUUGUUGAAAUUCAUUAAACUGGAAAUUCAUUCAACUCAAGGUUUUACUUACAGAGUCAUUUAAAUGUAGGUUCAACCAAUAAUUUCUUCUUCUCCCCUUCCCCCAAAUUACAUUCAACACUUAAAGCUGUUUAGAGCUUGCCAUCAGCAUUAUUCUGGUAGGCUUCUCAGUGUUAAAUCUGUUUGUUUUUGACAGCUUUUUAAAGACCAAUUUUAGGAUGGUUGAAUUCAGAUGCGUACCAGAGUGUGUAUUUUGCAAAAUGUUCUUGAUUAAAGAAAUUUGUUUGUAAAUUAUCCAUUGUUUUUGAGUAUGCCCAAUUGAUACGAUAAAUUUUUCAUUGUCUGACCAUAAAGCCUUGAUGAUCAACAGGGGGUAAGCACUAUUGUGAAGCUUUUUGUGAAUUUUAAAAGUGCAAAAUAAAGCAACUAGGUUUAAAUAA
This is a messenger RNA of Ailuropoda melanoleuca (giant panda), 3437 nucleotides long. It is a transcript of the gene PPHLN1, whose product is annotated as periphilin 1. Gene Ontology annotation, biological process: protein localization to heterochromatin; negative regulation of DNA-templated transcription; negative regulation of gene expression, epigenetic. The record is from RefSeq and is a predicted model, not a curated record. Gene Ontology annotation, cellular component: nucleoplasm. The transcript is spliced from 10 exons. NCBI's taxonomy places the organism in Eukaryota, Metazoa, Chordata, Mammalia, Carnivora, Ursidae. The coding region runs from base 158 to 1258 and encodes 366 amino acids.